Messenger RNA from Durio zibethinus, 1290 nucleotides. RefSeq lists its product as uncharacterized. Gene Ontology annotation, molecular function: calcium ion binding. Lineage: Eukaryota; Viridiplantae; Streptophyta; Magnoliopsida; Malvales; Malvaceae. The record is from RefSeq and is a predicted model, not a curated record.
AUAAUAUUUUUUUGGUUGAAAACAAAGGAAAUUAAAGUUCGUUUUGACAGUUAAGCCAAUAGUUUUCUAUAUACAUUUGAACUCAUCUGUACGGUCUCUAUUUCGUCCCCGGUUUCCUUUUGGGAUUCAUUUUACAUGAAAACUCAUCAUAAAACGAUGAUUCAAGGUAGUUCCCAUUUUUUCCAUCUUCUUCUUCUUCUUCGUGUUGAACACUUUUUUUUAAAGUUUCGAAAAUUCACAGCACUUUCUUCAUAACAUCAUAGAUAAGUCGGUUCAAGACUGGCACACAAGGGACAGACACGGCCUUGACCACCACGUUGAAACCUUGAUCUCUAUAUAAAAUUGGUUUCGACUAACCAUUUAUGCAAAUCCAGUUAUCCCCCAAGCUUUAGCUUCUUUCUUUGUUCUUGUUUCUUAUAACACAGUUUGAAUCCAAAACUACAUAUCAGAAGCUGGUUUUUUUCUGACAGUAUUGUUUGUUGAGGUUGCCUGUUCGAUUUGCAUUGUGAAAUAUGAUGAGAAGUGAAGAAUAUGAACGAGUUUUCCGGUAUUUCGACAAAAAUGGAGAUGGGAAAAUUUCAGCGUCUGAGUUGAGCCAUAGACUGGGGCAGAUGGGUAGUGAGUUGCUGUUAAAUGAAGCAGAAGAUGCAGUGGAAGCCUUGGACUCGAAUGGGGAUGGGUUGUUGGAUUUGGAGGAUCUAAUAGAGUUGAUGGAGGAAGGUGGAGAAGAAGAAAAGCUGAAGGAUUUGAGAGAAGCUUUUGGGAUGUAUGAUGCAGAUGGAUUAGGGUUCAUCACACCCAAAGGACUCAAGAAAAUGCUCAGCAAACUUGGGGAGUCAAAGUCAGUUGAUGAAUGUAAGGUGAUGAUCAACCAAUUUGAUCUCAAUGGAGAUGGGGUUCUCAGCUUUGAGGAAUUCAGAGUAAUGAUGCAGUAAUGAUCCAUUGGCCAUCGCUGUUUCCUUUGUACCCUUUUCAUUGCUUUGUCUCUGUUGAUUCAUUUGUUCUUUGGACUCAUCGUCAUUCAUUUCACUAUAUUCUUGUAAUUACUUAUGAUUUUUUGCCAGUUAAAUAGAUAAUUCAUUCUUUUUGAAAUUUUAUUAGCUUCCAGCUUGUGAAAAUGGAUGCGAAUUCAAAUUUAGGGUUCACGUAAUUGUUUUAAGAUUUAUAAUUUUUUUCCGACCUGAUAUACAGGAAAUGGAUGCUGAUUAAUAAUCUUAAUCCGCAGUCCAGGCUUCAAGAAAGUCUCGUCUCUCGCGUUUCCAUCUUCAAAUUCAAUAUAAGUAGGCCAAA